AUGGAAGACCAAUCUACCCAUCCACACUCACCACUCAACCUAGCGGCUGCAAACGACAUCCAUUCCUUCGAUAUCGAUCCAUCUCUGGAGGCGUCCAGCGAGUUCUUCGCAGGAGUGGGCAUAGACGAGCACGAUCAUGAGCAUGAGCAUGAUCACAACCAUAAUCAUCAAGUCACAACUCACAACGACCAAGUCGAUGAUGACGAACAUGGACACCCAACCCAGGACGAUAUAGAUGCAGUGAUCAAAGCAUCUUUGGAUCAUGUCCAAGCACAGGCUCAAGCUCAGGUGGCUGCUGAUGCAGUUGCAGCCUUGACUCGAAUCGAUACUGCCCUGCCUGAUUCUGACGAUAUACCUACUCAGCAGGAACAAGGUGAUGCCGAAGAUCUAAACGAAAGACCAAGUAAAAGAGCCAAAACAUUAUUGGACGACGAUCAACUUGGAACUGAAGGUAACCCCAUUCCAAAUCCGACUCUACAUAUUGCACCAUUUUCUAAACCAGAUAGACAGAUUGGCAGCACCCCUUUACCUUUAUAUCUUCAAUUCCCAAAUAAAGGACAAUUCCUCCGAUGGUUAGAUGCAGAGAACAGUUGGUGUCAUUUUGUUCAAAGACGAACGACUACUCCUGAUAAAAGGUCGGCGGAGAGGUUACAAUCUAGGAUCAGGGCUCAUAACAAGAGCAUGGAAGCAAUGACACCUGAAGAACGAGCUGCUGCGCCACCCCUGAAAACCCGUCGUCGUAAGAGGGUAUCACCCGUAUUUGAAAAAGUCACUUUCACAUGUCAUCAUGCGGGUACAUACGAAUCGAAACAUUCCACUUCCCUACCUAAAGAGAAACUAAGGUUGAAUACGAAGAAAUCGGUCAAGUGCGCUUGUGCAAGUAGGGUCAUAUUGAUUGAGAUGCAAUCGGGGGAUUGUAAGGUUGUCUAUCACUGGAGACAUGAAGGGCAUGAUCCAUUCUCAGAUACGGAUAUCGAAGGUGGUAGAUUACCUAAAUCAAUUGAUAUUUGGUUGACCAAGCAGAUUGAAGUUGGGAAGAGUUUAGAUGAUAUUAGGAAAGUUCUGAGUAUCCCAGAGGAAGAAAAAGAAGCUUAUCUAGCCAAAGUCGCUGCGGACCCCACAACCCUCGAACCGGAUAUGCCCCCACCCCUAGCCCUAGUGCUCAAAGUGAAAUACCCAGAUAUCUAUAAUCGAUAUCGUAAAUUGAAGGGUCCAGUUAAAGAUCACAAGGUACUGAAAGGAUCUACCAAGAGGACAUCAAGUGGUACUGCUAAAUCCGGAUCACGUUCAAAGACCAAUGAUUCAACCAUUUCACAAUCUGCCAGUCCAAGCUCGAUAGUCAUCGAUGAACAACCAGAACAGAGCCAAAGUCCAUCGAUAGAUCAACAAAUGAUAAUGGAGUUAAACUCUAAACCAUUGGUUGAUAGUCUUGAUGGAUUAUUACCUACCUCUUCAACUUCAUCCGUUCAUGGAGUAGAACAAGGAGGUAGAGCAGGAGGGAUGAUCAUUGAUGAGCAUUCAGAGGUGGAUAAUGAAUUUGCUCAAUUGGCUUCAUCUCAUGAUUUACUAGGUCAGAAUGACAGUGAUAAACGGGAUGAAACUGAAUUGGAUUUGAUACAUUCUCAUGAAGGUCUGGCAAGAGCUUUAUUGGAUUUACCCAGCGCAGGGCCUGGACUGAGGGACGAAGAUGGUAAUGAGAUGAGUUUGGAGGAAGCGAUGAGAAGGAUGGCGGAAGGUGUGGCGGCCGUUGCGGCUGCUCAAGCUGAGGGCGAAGCUGAGGGUGAGGAUCAACUGCGCACGGUAGGGGAUGUUGAACAGGAUGGAGAUAGAUAG
Kwoniella mangroviensis CBS 8507 is the source of this 1833-nucleotide messenger RNA. RefSeq lists its product as uncharacterized. The transcript has 4 exons. The coding region runs from base 1 to 1833 and encodes 610 amino acids. NCBI's taxonomy places the organism in Eukaryota, Fungi, Basidiomycota, Tremellomycetes, Tremellales, Cryptococcaceae. The record is from RefSeq and is a predicted model, not a curated record.